CAGGAGUACAUCCUGCAAACAUGUCUUGGGAAGUGCUGCCAGUGGAGGUACCAGGAGCAGAUACUGAAAACAUGUCUCUAGAACCACUGCCCACAGAGGUGCCAGGAGUAAAUCCUGAAAACAUGUCUCUAGAGCCGCUGCCCACGGAGGUGCCAGGAGUAGAGCCUGAAAAUAUAUCUCUGGAAUUGCUGCCCGUGGAGGUGCCAGGAGUAGAUCCUGAAAACAUGUCUAAAGGGUCCCUGCCCAUGGAGGAGCCAGGACUGUAUCCUGACAACAUGUCUAAAGGAUUCUUGACCAUGGAGGAGCCAGGACUGUAUCCUGAAAACAUGUCUAAAGGAUUCUUGACCAUGGAGGAGCCAGGACUAUAUCCUGAAAACACAUUUAAAGGCUUCCAGCCCCUGGAGGAGCCAGGACUAUAUCCUGAAAACAUGUCUAAAGGAUUCCUGCCCAUGGAGGAGCCAGAAGUAUAUUCUGCAAAUAUGUCUCAAGAAUUGCAGCCCAUGGAGUUGCCAGAAGAACUCUUUUACAUGAAAGGGAAGACCAUGAUACCAUCAAAUGCACUAGGGGAUGGAAACUCAGGCCUUGGUUCCUUGGGAGAUGGUGAAUGGCAGAGAAGGAAAGAGGACGGUACUGGGACAGACCAAGGUGAUUUCAAGGUAGAAUCCUCUCCUUGCUACCUGCUGACCGUAAGGAUCAUCCGCAUGAGAAAUCUGCAGAGAGUGGAUGCCUUAAGCCAGGCUGAUUGCUACGUGUCCUUGUGGCUGCCGACUGCGACGUGUGAAAGGUCACGCACUAAAACCGUGAGAAACUCUGACAAUCCGGUGUGGAAUGAAACCUUCUACUUCAGAAUCCAGAGUCAGGUCAAGAAUGUGCUGGAGCUCACGGUGUAUGAUGAGGAUUUUGCUACUCCAGAUGACCAUCUCCUCUGUGCACUCUUUGAUACUGCUAAACUUCCACUUGAAAGAACAGUGGUCCUGUACUUCAAGCCUAGCCCAAAUGCCAAGGAGGAACUAGAAGUUGAAUUCAAAUUGGAGGUUGCAUCUGGUCCUCAUGAAAUGAUUGCUAGCAAUGGAGUGCUGGUGUGUCGUGAACUUUGCUGCUUGGAAGUUGAAGUGGCAGAGAAGACAAAGCAAAAAUCAAAGAAGGAGCUUUCCCUGACUGUGAAGGGCUCCUUUGAGGGGACACAGGAUAUCGUGCUGGGCCCCAACGGAGUGGUCAGCCCAGCGUGUCCCACCGAGUUCCACUACAUCAAGUACGCGGAGCCAACGCUGGACGUCAUGCUGCCAAAGAAGAGGCGCUACCACCCUUGGUCCUGUAGGUACAGCACAGAGACAGGCUCCCCAGUGGUGAUGCUGAACUCGCUGCCCAUGGGAAGGAAAACAACCAUUGCAGAGGAGAAAAGAUUUGACUUGAAUGUGACAGCAAAAACUUGUAAUUGUUCAUGCCACCAAGACCUGGACAUGCGCUUUGGGUUUAACUUAUGUUCUGAAGAGAUGGCUUUCCUGGGCAAAAGAAAGAGAUAUGUAGCAAGUGCUCUCAAAAAUGUUUUUCACCUACCACAUGAUCUGCAGGAUCAAGAAGUGCCCGUCGUGGCUAUCAUCACCACAGGCGGAGGACUGAAGUCAAUGACAGGCUUGUACGGCAGCCUCAUGGGACUCAAGAAGUUGAAUCUCCUGGACUGUAUAACAUACAUCAGCGGGCUGUCCGGCACCACCUGGACCAUGGCCAACUUAUACAGAGAUGCCUACUGGUCACAGAAGGACCUGGACUCACACAUUGGUGAAGCCCAAAAACAAGCAACAAAAUGCAAGAUGGGCUGUUUCUCGAUGGAUCGCAUGAAGUACUACAACAAGCAGCUUUGCCAGCGGAAAGAAGAGGGAUACAGGACAUCAUUUAUAGAUCUUUGGGGUCUCAUGAUUGAGUACUUACUAAAUGAUGGGAAAGACCCCCACAAGCUCUCAGAUCAGCAAGAAGCACUGUGUGAUGGCCAGAACCCACUGCCCAUCUAUGUGUCAGUCUGCGUCCGGGACAGUUACAGCACCAAUGAUUUCAAAGAGUGGGUGGAGUUCACUCCCUACGAGGUGGGACUGCUGAAGUACGGCGCGUUUGUUCGCACGGAGCACUUCGGAAGCGAGUUCUUCAUGGGCCGCAUGUUAAAAAAGCUCCCCGAGUCCCGCAUCUGCUACCUUCAAGGUAUGUGGAGCAGUAUAUUUUCUGUGAACCUUUUGCAAAUAUGGGGACUGUCCCACAGUUCAGAGGACUUCUGGAAGAGAUGGACACAAGACAGAAUUGAUGAAGUUGAUGAAGACCCGGUGCUGCCCACAAGACCCCACGAGCUGAGGACCCGCAUGUACACCCCCCCUGGCCCCCUGUCCAGCGCCCUUCGGGGAGCGCUGACCGACCGCUUCUCCGUGGCCCAGCACCACAACUUCCUCAAGGGCUACCAGCUGCAUAACAACUACAUGGAGAACGAGCACUUCUGUCGCUGGAAAGACACUGUGUUAGACUCACGUCCCAACCAGCUGAUGCAAAAUCCUGAUCAGCUGGGCAUGAUAGAUGCUGGAUUUUUCAUCAAUACCAGCAGUGCACCACUUUUAAGGCCACAGAGGGAAGUGGAUGUCAUCAUCUAUCUAAGUUAUACUACUGGAUCACAUACCUCGUCUCUAGAUAAGGCAUGUAAAUACUACUCAGAGCAGAAAAUCCCAUUCCCAACAAUUUCUUUGACUGAUGAAGAUAAGAAAAAUCUGAAGGAGUGCUACAUCUUCCAAGAUUCAGAUUUGCCAGGAUGUCCGAUUGUGAUUUUUCUUCCCCUUGUGAAUGAUACCUUCCAAGAGUACAAAGCACCUGGUGUCAAGCGCUGUUGCUCAGAGAUGGAGGAAGGCCAGCUGGAUUUGACCAGCUCCUGUUCCCCCUACUGCAUGUUCUCGGUCAGAUACACCGAUGACAACUACCGCAAGCUGCUGAAUCUCAGCGAGUACAACAUCCUCAACAACUCCCAGAUGAUUAUGCAGGCCUUGCAGACAGCGAUGCAAAGGAGAAGGCAGAAGAUGUGCUGAUUUUGCUCACCUGCACCUGGGACAUUUGAACCAUUGGUGUCUGUGGAAGCUGGGAGAUGUGAGAUUGCAUUGCCACAGAUAACACUGGACGUGUGUGUGAACGCGACCAGAAUGGACCAAGAUGGCAUUUUGUCUCAGGAGCUAAUGACUCAAACCUCUCAGCAAGGAGACGGAGCUAUGCAGCUGAAUCCUGAUGGGAAGCAGUGGACUUCUCUUACAAAGAUAGAAUCCUCUCCGUGUUACUUACUGACUGUAAGAGUCAUAAGAGCAAGAAAUAUCCACCAGGCAGAUGUCUUGAGCCAAACUGAUUGCUACGUGAGCCUGUGGCUGCCAACUGCUUCAAACGACAAAUUUCAGACUAAAGCUGUCAAGAAUUGCAAAGAUCCAAUCUGGAAUGAAACCUUCUAUUUCAGGAUCCAGAGUCAGGUCAAGAAUGUGCUGGAGCUGGCACUCUAUGAUAAGGACGUGGUUACUCAGGAUGACCACCUCUUCACAGUGUACUUUGACAUAGCCAAACUUUCCCUGGGAGAGGAAGUCUUCAUGCACUUCAAGUGUGAUUCACAGAGACGAGAGGAGUUGGAGGUGGGAUUUGCCUUGGAUAAUAUUUCAGGCCCUCCUGAAACCAUCAUUACUAAUGGAGUGCUAGUGUCUCGCAAAAUCUGCUGCUUAGAAGUUCAGGUGGUUGAGAAGAAGAAGAAGAAAAAAAAGGAGAAGAAAUCAAAAAAAGAAUUCUCCUUUAAAGUGCAAGGCUCUUAUGAAGGCACCCAGGACAUUGUGCUGGGAUCUAAUCUGGUCUUCAGCUCUUCCUCUCCUGCCAAAUUCCACUAUGCCAGAUACAAGCAGCCAAUGCUGGAUGUUACACUACCAGGGAAGAAAGGACAUCCCUCCUCACACUCAUGUGUGUAUGAUACAGGCUUUCCAAAUGUGGAACUUCAUUCCAUUCCAAGUGGAAAAAACAUGAUCUUAGCAGAGGAUAAAAGAUUCGGUUUAUAUGCGAAGGCAGAAGACUGCCCAGACCACCUUGAUGUGCGUUUAGGAUUUGACCUCUGCAUACAGGAGCAAGACUUUCUCUGCAAAAGGAAAAAUUAUGUUAUUCCUGCUCUUAAGAAGAUUCUGCAGCUGGAAGAGGAUCUGCUGGACCAUGAGAGCCCGGUGGUGGCCAUCAUGACCACGGGAGGAGGGAUGAGAUCCUUGACCGCACUCUAUGGCAGCCUGAGGGGGCUCAAGAAGCUCAAUGUCCUGGACUGUGCCACCUACCUGACUGGCUUGUCUGGUACUACAUGGACCAUGUCAAACUUGUACAGAGAUGCUGACUGGUCACAAAAGGAUCUCGACAAGCAAAUCAGUGAGGCUCGAAAACAUAUGACAAAAUGCAAAAUAAAUUCCUUUUCCUUGGAAUAUUUGAAGUAUUACAAAAAGCAGCUGUCCCAGCGGAAAAGAGAGGGCCGCAAAACGUCCUUUAUAGAUCUCUGGGGGCUUGUCCUGGAAUCUUUUUUGCAUGAUGGGAAAGACAACCACAGACUCUCUGAUCAGCAACAGGCCAUUGAUCGUGGUCAGAACCCACUUCCUAUCUACACUGCAGUCAAUGUCAAGAACAACUACAGCACUCUGGAUUUCAAAGAAUGGGUGGAGUUCACCCCAUAUGAGGUGGGACUGCAAAAAUAUGGAGUUUUUGUUCGCACUCAGGAUUUUGGCAGUGAGUUCUUCAUGGGACGAUUGAUGAAGAAGGUCCCUGAAUCCAGGAUCUGCUUCUUGGAAGGCAUAUGGAGCAGUUUAUUUUCAUUCAAUGUGUUAUAUAUCUGGAAUUUGUCCCAUUCAUCAGAAGAUUUCUGGCACAGGUGGACCCGGGACCAUAUUGACAAUAUAGAGGAGGAGCCCGCGCUGCGGGUGCAGCCGCAGGAGCUGCGGACGCGGCUGCAGACGCCGGCCGGGCCCCUGGGCAGCGCCCUGCGCGCCGCCCUGACCGACCGCGGCUGCAUCGCCCAGGAGCACAACUUCCUCCGGGGCCUCCAGAUGCACAGCCGCUACCUGGAGAACACGCACUUCUGCAGGUGGAAAGAUACUGUGUUAGACACAUUUCCCAACCAGCUGACACAAUCAGAUGAAUUCCUGUCUCUGGUAGAUACUGGAUUUUUCAUCAAUACAAGCAUCAUGCCACUUUUAAAACCAGAGAGAAAGGUGGAUGUCAUCCUGCAUUUAAAUUACAGUGCAGGAUCCCAGAUACAGGCUUUGGACCAGACCUGCAAGUACUGCUCUGAGCAGGGAAUAAUUUUUCCCAAGGUGGACUUGAGUGAAGAAGACAGGAAAAAUCUGAAGGAGUGUUACCUCUUUGAUGGUGCUGAGACUCCAGGAGCACCAGUACUGCUAUUUUUCCCACUAGUUAACGAUACCUUCCAAGAAUACAAAGCACCAGGUCAGAAGCGCUCAGAGUCAGAGAUGGAAGAUGGCAAAGUUGAUCUCUAUGGGUGCUGUUCCCCAUAUUCCACGUAUUCCCUUCGGUACACGGAGAAGGAGUACGACUGCCUGGUUCAGCUGGGUGAAUACAACAUCCUCAAUAACGAGGACCUCAUUAUACAGGCCUUGCGCACAGCAGUGGCGCGGAAAAGGCAGAUGAAGAAAUAAUGUCAGACAAGGCAGGGUGCUUUUAAAUCCCUUAACCUGCUGAGAGACUGAAGGUCUUUUCUAUUAGCCAGCAGACUCCAAAGCAUUCCUGCUCAAUCCCACUAAAUGGUAAUCUCAGGUGAACAAAAAAGACUGAAAAAAAACUUUUUCUCCGAAGAAUUUCACUGCAGAAAUCUUUGCAAUUCAGUUAAACAGUGGAGUACGAAUUGUUGUAUGGUACAGAGGAUGGGCAGCCACAAAGAAGAAGGUGCUAAAAUGAUAAUAAACAUGGUGCUCGUUGCCCUGAGAAAGAGCUUUCAGUGUUUAAGCCUGACAUCUUCAGGGCAGACCACAUUAAAAGCAUAUUUUAAUAAC
Molecule: messenger RNA, 6032 nt
Organism: Serinus canaria (Common canary)
Lineage: Eukaryota; Metazoa; Chordata; Aves; Passeriformes; Fringillidae
Exons: 42
Biological process (GO): glycerophospholipid catabolic process
Cellular component (GO): cytosol
Molecular function (GO): calcium-dependent phospholipid binding; calcium ion binding
Source: RefSeq, a predicted model, not a curated record